Messenger RNA from Parasteatoda tepidariorum (common house spider), 530 nucleotides. The record is from RefSeq and is a predicted model, not a curated record. Lineage: Eukaryota; Metazoa; Arthropoda; Arachnida; Araneae; Theridiidae.
AAAUAAUAGAAUAGAAAUACUUUCGACCUUCGUGCUAGCUUAAGAGGAAAAUUUAUAAGGAGGUAGAAUAUAUUGUCAUGAAUUCUCACUCUCAAAAUUAUUUUUACAGAUAAAAUUGAACUAAAGGUGAUGUGCAUUCUUUUAUUUUUUUACGCAUAUUUUUCUUCGUGCAUAGUCAUUAGGACAUGAAAGGUUUCGUAUUCAUGCUAGUGUUAGGCUUAGCUGCAGCAUCGAUAGAAGAUUCAGAUAAAAUCACUCAGAUAAACAUCCGUAAAUUCUUAGAAGUGCUAAGAAAGGUUCAAGUACCCGAAGAAGAGAAUGAACAAUUCUUUACUGACCUGAUGAUCAAGGUGGCACAAACAGAAAACGGGAAAAAAAUGAAAAACACUAUCAACGACAUACUGGAUCAGUUGACAUCGGGCGAAUCUGAAAGAAAAGUGAAACAACGGGAAUUUUUAGAUAAGGUAAAAUUAUUCCAAAUUCUGUAUUGUUAUCGAUAUUCAAUAUUUUAUUAGAUAUCUUGUUUAGUU